AUUGAGAUCUCUGUCAUUUCUGCGUGAGUUGCCGUGGCGUGAAGAGUCUUGGAAUCUUUUGCGUGAUCAUAGUUAUUAGAAGAAAUCGCCGAAGAAUCUUAGAAACACAGAAUAUAAACGUUCUCUUUAUAGUUAAGAUCAAGGGUAACACCAUCAAAUAUGAGUUACAACAACACUACAGUUAUACUAUCUUGCCAAACGAUGAUAGAAUAUGAUUUGGUUCAGAUGAUUGCUCAAGCAAGCUUUGUAAUUUUUAUUCUUCUGUUGGACGUUUGUGGUAACUGUAUGGUGUGCGCUGCCAUUUUCUCGUACCGUCGAUUGAGGACUGUUACAAACUGUUUCAUCGUGUCACUUGCGGUUAGCGAUUUGUUGGUUGCUGGUUUAUCGAUGCCAUUUCGCAUUCACCACACUCUCCAUUCGAUGUGUUGGGAUUUAGGUAUCGGCGUGUGCCAAUUUUGGAUAUUCGUAGAUUUACUGUGCUGUAGUGCAAGUAUAUGCAACUUAAGUAUGGUAUCGAUCGAUCGUUUCYUGGCUCUUUCCCAUCCCUUAACUUAUCCGUCCAUUAUGACUAGGAAACGGGCCCUUGUUGCCAUUGCAUUAGUUUGGAUAUAUUCAUUGAUUAUUGCUGCACUUUCUUUUACCGGUCCAUGGGAUCCUAACGGAUCAAUGCAGAUCGCACCAGCCUGCCAGAAAAACGACAAAUAUUAUUAUACGUUCGCCAUUAUCGUUAGCUUCUUCCUGCCCAUGUUAAUUUUAGUCAUCAAUUACUCUUUGGUGUUUAAGGUAGCGUUUGUACAAGCGAGAAAACUAAGGAUUCUAUCAUGUGCUACACUUGAACAGAACGAGACAUCUGAUGUAACAAAUCAUAACGGAGCCAGGCAAAGUGUUGUAAGCAUCGGUCGAAUGGAACGCCGACGAAGAAAAUCAAUCAUACGUGAGCUGAAAGCCACAAAGACUCUAGCGAUAGUGGUCGGUACAUUCAUACUAUGCUGGCUGCCAUUCUUUAUUAUCAUGUUUAUCCAUCAAUUCUGUCCUGAUUGUUAUCGAGAAGUUUUAUCCCCAGAUGCGCAGUUGGGUAUAGGUACCGUGUUCGUUUACGUACUUCCACUGCUGAACAGUGCUGUCAAUCCUAUAAUAUACUCAAGUUUUAACGCUGAUUUUCGACGUGCGUUUAGACACAUGUUAUUCCGUCUGUGUGUAAUGCAUCGUCGGUAUGGACAGACUGACAUGCAAACUACUCGAUCAAUGGCGGACCUAGACAUGGACUACACUUUUCAUAAUACAAACAUACGCACAGAGAAUAGUAAACUUCCAGUAAACAUGUACCACCAAAACGGAAAUCCCCCUAAAAUUGUUAUUCACGAGGCGAACUCAGACAAUGAAGAAGAGCAAGACAGAAUUGACUCAAUGUGAAUUACAGCAAAUUUAAUUACUUAGAGUUUCAUUAGACAUGAUGAAAUACCAAACUAUAUUGGAUCGUCGUUAUUGCUAUUUUUAMUUGAUGGUCAAGAUCUAGUGGUGUAUUUCAAGGAAAACGUAAGUUUUUGUCCAGGAUUUUUUCUUCGUUAACCGGUAUCUAAAGAAGCUAAUUGGUUUUUCAAUGCUUCAAMGAGGUUUUACAAGAUCUUACAGAAAGGGAAAUAUUUUUUCUAAUGCGAUGAAUAGGCUACUAAUGAACCUCGUGAAUAUAAUCUUUCAUAAUUAGUAGGAAAUGUUAGAAAAGAGGGCAAUUGAGCUGAUACAUACAAAUAAAAAAAUAACCUUAUAARCU
This is a messenger RNA of Exaiptasia diaphana, 1771 nucleotides long. Its product is annotated as probable G-protein coupled receptor No9. Gene Ontology annotation, cellular component: dendrite; membrane. The transcript has a single exon. Gene Ontology annotation, biological process: chemical synaptic transmission; G protein-coupled receptor signaling pathway, coupled to cyclic nucleotide second messenger. The record is from RefSeq and is a predicted model, not a curated record. Bases 160 to 1413 code for a protein of 417 amino acids. Gene Ontology annotation, molecular function: neurotransmitter receptor activity; G protein-coupled serotonin receptor activity. Lineage: Eukaryota; Metazoa; Cnidaria; Anthozoa; Actiniaria; Aiptasiidae.